Messenger RNA from Elaeis guineensis (African oil palm), 2350 nucleotides. NCBI's taxonomy places the organism in Eukaryota, Viridiplantae, Streptophyta, Magnoliopsida, Arecales, Arecaceae. The record is from RefSeq and is a predicted model, not a curated record.
UGAAUCAUCUUUCCAUAUUGAGGCAAAAAAUUAUAAUUUGGAGAAUUGAGAUAUCGAUUUUUCCAGAACUCUUCUCGAUCUAAUAAACAUAUAAGCUGAGAUGUUCAAAUAAUUUUCUCAACGCUUAUAAUGUUGGUGAUGCCUCUUGGCCAUUUUUGUUUCUAUCUGGUUUGUAUCAAUUGCAAGUUGUGUGAGCAGAACUUGUCUCUCAUGUACAAUUGCAACACUCAACCUGAAAUCCAAGUUUCAGAUGAGGAGGGUUUGGUCUGAGGCUGUGUGCGGAUGAGGUGCAAAGGGACGGUCGACUUAGUGGAACGAAGUGGUUGCCAGACGUGCAUGACUCAUCUCUGGACGCACGAGGCUAGCUUUGCUGAUUGGAACUCGGUCAUGAUGCUUUAAUCGUCGUGAACAAGGUAGUUUAAAAAAAAAAAAAUUCUUUACGUGGCUUCCAAUCCCAUCCUUCUAUUACUCAAAUGGGCCCCACACAAACUAUGAGUACGAAAAGUACUGCACGAGCAUACCUCCCCUCCGGCAAACGCCGCCUCCCGCAAUGCGCUUGCCCAUAUCCGCCGUCCAAAAAAAUUCAUGUCCUAAGUAAGACCCUACGAUCCAAAGGGGCCUUCCAAUUGGACGACUGGAUCAGUUUGGACUAAAUGAACCAUAUAAUACAGACGGCCAACAUAAAACACCCUUCCUCGUCCCUGCCUUCGAGUUGUCGUCACCAGCCACGCAAUGACAAACUCCAAUCAAUUCCCUUGUUCUGAUGCUCUCUCUCAUGCUCUCACACGCAACACCUACAACAACCCACCAACCAAGCAAGGAACUCUCUCUCUUCGUCGCUCUCUCUCUCUCGAAGGAAGAGCAGUAAAAAUAGUCUAAUAGAGCUCCCUUCUGUCUAUUUCCUUUCUCUAGAUAGAGAAAACAACAAGAGGAGCUUUAAUUGAGCUCUCAAGAAGAGCAAGGAAAGAAACCGAAGAACAACAGUAAUCUAGAGUUUGUAUAUAUAAAUAUAUAAAUAUAUUUAUUUAUAAUUGUGAAUGGAGGAAGAAGAGGAAUCCUUAUUGCCCCAAUUUCUCCGCUUUCGACUCUCCAAUCCUCUCCCCUUCUCUUCCUCCGAGAUCGAAGAUCCUCUGCUCCCCUCCACCUCCUCCACCAUCGAUCCAUGCUCCCGCCGGAAGUCCGCCCUCCACCGCUCCCGCACUGCCCCCGCCAUCGCCGUCAUGCGCGACCUCCUCCCCACCAACACCUCCUCCUCCUCCAUGCCCAACUUCGGCUCCGCCAGCUCCAUCCUUAAGAGCUCCUCCAUUCUUCUUCUCGUCUACUUGUCUCUCGGGGUACUGGUCUAUUCCAUCAACCCCCAGGGCUUCUCCGGCGUCGAGACGCACCCCGCCAUCGACGCACUCUACUUCUGCAUCGUCACCCUCUGCACCAUCGGCUACGGCGACAUCCACCCCCUCACCCCCGCCACCAAGGCCUUCUCGUGCGUCUUCGUCCUCGUCGGCUUCGGCCUCAUCGACGUCCUCCUCUCCGGCGCCGUCAAUUACGUCCUCGACGUACAGGAGAAUCUCAUCCUCGCCACCGCCCGUGCCAGUGGUGCCGGUGCCGGCGCCGCCAGUUACGUGUUCGACGCCGAGAAGGGGCGGAUGCGGAUCAGGAUGAAGGUCGCUCUCGCGAUCGGCGUCGUCCUGCUCUGCGUCGGGGUGGGGACGCUAGCUCUGUACCUGGUGGAGGAUCUCGACUGGAUGGACUGUGUGUAUCUGUCGGUGAUGUCGGUGACGACGGUCGGGUACGGGGACCGGGCCUUCAAGACGCUGCCGGGCAGGAUUUUUGCUUCCUUGUGGCUUUUGGUGUCGACCCUGGCGGUGGCGAGGGCGUUUCUCUACUUGGCGGAGGCUAGGAUUGAUAAGCGGCACCGGAGGAUUGCCAAGUGGGUGCUGCACAGGGACUUGACAGUAGAGGAUUUGCUUGCCGCUGAUCUAAACCAGAAUGGCUUCAUCAGUAAAUCAGAGUUUGUGAUAUACAAGCUCAAGGAGAUGGGGAAGAUUGGAGAGAGAGACAUACUGCAAAUCUGCAACCAGUUCAACAAGCUCGACCCCAACAACAUAGGAAAGAUAACCCUCCUCGAUCUAUUGAAUGCCUCUAGAUGACACCAGAGGAGAUGUUUCGCCAUGUACGACUCCAGCUCAGCAGUAGCAUUUGUUGCUCUCCAAAGAAAUGAGGGCAAAAUAGUUCACUAUCGUGUUAUUUUACUAUAUACAAUUAUAGCAAAUUUAAAUAGAAUGACAAUUCUUCUUUCAUUCCCUUCAAUUUUUCAACAAGAAGAAUUAUGUGGGAAGGAAAUUUACAGAGG